Molecule: messenger RNA, 729 nt
Organism: Dalotia coriaria
Lineage: Eukaryota; Metazoa; Arthropoda; Insecta; Coleoptera; Staphylinidae
Product: cuticle protein 7-like
Cellular component (GO): extracellular matrix
Source: RefSeq, a predicted model, not a curated record
GCACAUAAAACCGGCGAAUUUUGGGAGUGUCCCCACUGAAAUUUCUUCGGCGUGUAGUUCUUUAAUACGAUCUGUUUCGUUCUCUUCAUUUGCACAAUCCUACCAAGCGCACGAUAUAAAAAACGGCGGCAUUUCACCGAAGUCGUCAGUUCAACAACUCCAGCCAUUCCUUCAUUGUUCACUCAUUUAAUCUACAUAGAAUUCAAAAUGUACAAGAUUUUAGCUCUUUCUGCUUUGGUGGCCUGCGCCGUCGCCAUCCCAAUUGAACACGCCUCUUCUUACGCCAGUGUGCAUCAUCAUGAGCUGCAUCAUGCCGCCCCCAUUGCUGUGGCUCAUGCCGCCCCUAUUGCUCUGCACGCCGCUCCCGUUCACCACGAAGAAGUUUACCCCGACCACCACCCUAAAUAUGAGUUCAAAUAUGGCGUCGAGGACCACCACACUGGUGACAAAAAGAGCCAAUCGGAAGUCCGCGAUGGUGAUGUAGUGAAGGGAGAAUAUUCUCUUGUUCAACCUGACGGCACCGUCCGUAAUGUACAUUACUCAGCUGAUCAUCAUAAUGGCUUCAACGCUGAGGUUUCAUACUCUGGCCACGCUGCACACCCUGAGAAAGCUAUCGUAGCCGCCCCAGUUUAUCAUCAUUAAUAUUUUUAGUGAUUGAUAUAGGGGGUGAGGCUAUUUGAGCAAGUAUUCGUUCGCAUUUUGAUGUCUAAUUAUUGAAUAUGAUGAUUG